UCUCCACUUUUAGAGAGAGAAAGUAGGAGACUCUUUGCCGUCGCUAGCCUUCCUGCCGUCGUUCUCAUCCAUUUUUCAGCUCCGUACUAGGUUAGUCUUCCUCGGCCUUGCUCUUCCAUGUCUUCCCAAUCCUUAGUAUUUCGUCAGUCCGAGUCCGAGCGCGAUGCCGAGGGCUCUGUCAUCGGCUCCGCGCAAGAGAUCGAAUCCCGCUCACCUUCCGUCGAGGACAUAGUCGCGGCGGUCGAGGUCCCUCCUCAGUCCGAGCCUCGCAACCAAAGGACCGGGGUUCGCCCCGAUCUGGCCCGCUUCCUGUUGCUCUUCCGGUUGGCGAAGUCGUCGGGCCGCGCGAACUCCGACUCAGGCUCGUAUGCAUCUAUCUUCCAACAGAAAGAGAAGCUCUUCAAAACGAGGAAGGAUUCCGCCAAGAGUUGGAAGAGGAAGUUCAUCUUCGUCUCUCGUGAAAUCAUGCUCUCCAACGCCGAGCGGGUGAAGCUCAUGUUCCCGGAUGCUCCGAGCAACAGCUCCCAGGCCCCUACUUCGGGCGGCCGUCCCCCGACUCCACUCGUGAAGCCAACCUCCGAGACGGCCCAGAAAAAGAAGAGGAAGGAAACGGCCUCGGCCGCCGAUGCUCCGCAGGGGUCCGAGUCCCCCAUGAUGAAGGAUUUCGGCAAUCCUAAGUACGUCAAGGCAGCCUUCCCCGCUCGGGCGAUGAUGCGCAUGGUCGACAUGAGUCAACGGUUGCGCGCCAGUGAGGAUGACCAGAGCAGGGCCUAUAUUGAGAUAGCCAACCUUAAUGAGGCGCUGAAGGCGGCCAAGGAGCAAGCUCGUCAGGCAUCUGCUGGCGGCAACAUUCUAACCGACUACCGAAGUUGUCUUAACGCUGAAUCUCUUGAAACACUGGUUUGCAACCAAGAUUGGCUCUUGGCAAGACGUCGGGCUCAAGAGUCAUCGUACCAACUCGAAUCGGAGCAUUACAUGAAUGCAACCACAGAUGGAAGUCCGAGUUCUGAAGAAUAAGUUAUAAAUUUUUUUUAUGUUAAUGUAAAUAUGUAAUUAAUUUUUUUAGGUGAGCGAUAUAUAAGCUCCUUCGCGGGUUUCUUUACGGUUCUUUACCUCGUCGCUUUUUUGAACCGUCAGGAUAUUAAAUGUGGUUGUUCUUC
This is a messenger RNA of Cuscuta campestris, 1160 nucleotides long. The record is from the annotation of a GenBank genome assembly. NCBI's taxonomy places the organism in Eukaryota, Viridiplantae, Streptophyta, Magnoliopsida, Solanales, Convolvulaceae.